UUCUCUCACACAGCCGCUCGGCUCGCUGGUUGGUUGGUUGCUCUCUCGGUCUCGGCUGGCUACUCAUAGCCAGUGGCAUUCCGGUCAAUAGGCGCCGAGGUCUCACCGCCGGCCUAGAGAGAGAAACAGAUCAAGAGAGAGAGAGAGGAUUAGGAUAGAGAGAGAAAGUAGAGGGGGUUUUAGAGAGAGAGGGGGGGAGGCCGGGGGGGAAAGAUAGAGGGGAGCGUGCGCAGGAAGCUGAUGAGGCUCCUGUCGUUCGUGCCCUGCGGCUGCCGUGCUGGACCCAUCGACGACGCGCCGCCUGCUGCCGACCACGCCGGAGACGCCGCCGCCGCCGCGAGGAGGAGGCGCCGGAGGAGAAGGGCCGCCGCCGCCGCCGCCCACCAGUGGCGCCCGUCGCUCGGGGACAUCUACGAGGAGCACAGCACCGACGCGGCCAAGGCUGCCGCCGGCGGCCCGGCGAGGACCAGGAAGGCGGCGUCCUGGGACGUCGCCAGGGUGCUCCCCCGCAGCGAUGAAUCCAGGCACCUUGAGAGCUCGUCGUCCAUGCCGGCGUUCGCGCCGACGGCGUACCUGUUCUGAUCAUGGCGGCGUCGGCAUCGACCUCCAACCGGCGACGAGUACCUGCCACCAGAAGUAUUAUUAUUGUCUGAAGCAUGUAUACAGAUUAUUAUCCACGUAUUGCAGGACCAAGGAUCUUUACGCAUCCAUCAGGAAAUAAAAAAGUUGUCUCUUCUUCCUCGUGAGAGAAUAGAGAUAGCAGCGUGCGUGUAAAUAUCUAUGUAUAUACGUGGCAUGCAUCACCAUGCAUGAUCUAGCUGCUUGUAAAAUCUUCUCAUGGUGUAGUCAUGCACAUAAUUACUAUGUGAUUAAUAUACAGAGUGGUGAUAUAUAAUUAAGAGAAAUUUCAAAGUUUAUAUAAAUUA
Setaria italica (foxtail millet) is the source of this 926-nucleotide messenger RNA. RefSeq lists its product as uncharacterized. The transcript is spliced from 2 exons. The record is from RefSeq and is a predicted model, not a curated record. NCBI's taxonomy places the organism in Eukaryota, Viridiplantae, Streptophyta, Magnoliopsida, Poales, Poaceae. Bases 241 to 582 code for a protein of 113 amino acids.